AUGAAGCUAUGUAAAAGAUCUAUUUGUAGUCUUAUCUUUAUUGAUGUCUUGCCUGUACUAUUGUUAUUACUAUUGUUGCUCUCACAUGUCGCUCAUUGUCAAGUGGUGACGCUUGGCGAAGGUUCAUCGGAGGAAGUAAUAAUCGGUUUCUCCAAUGCUUCAAUGUCUUUAGAUUCCCGAAAUAGUACAGUGGCGGUGCUGCUGAGCGGCAAUGUCAACGAUCUCGGUUUCAACUACCAGAUCAAUGCAGGACGUCUAAGGACAGAGAUGAUACUGAAUCUCACUACCAGUCUCUUCCAGAACGUAGAUACACCGGCCAAGACAACGCAGAUCAUCGAAUAUCUGGUGACCAGAGGAUUCAAUCUGAUCAUCUCAACCUCGCUGACCCAAGGUGACUCUGCAUUCAAUGCUUCGCUUAUCUACCCCGAUGUCUUCUUUGUGACGCGAGGCAGUGGAAACUCCACCCGACCAAAUGUUGCACGUAUAACCUACGAUGUAACCUCUGCCGACUAUAUGUCUGGCUACUUUGCUGGCACGGUUACCAAGACGAAUCGCGUGGGUAUCGUCACUCCGGGAGCUGCUCUAAACUCUUUGCACCAGGCUAAUUCGUUCGCGGUUGGAGCGUACUGUGCUGCCAAAGUACUGGGUAAGAACAUCACGGUGUACUCGGUGGAGACUGGUUCCUAUUUGAAUCCCGAUGUUGCAACCAUUGCAGCUUGGAACCUUCUGGCGGUGGGAGCCGACGUACUCUCACAGAUUCAGGACGACAUGACGGUGUCUACCAUCUCCAUGAACCAAGGUAACCUGGGAAUCGGUACCAAUGGAUUUCCACAACGUAGAGUAUUUGGUGCGACCGUCGGAACUAGUUAUAUCAUUGAUUGGUCGAUAUUCUUUACCGAUGCAAUCGUUAGAUUGGAUACCAAUAAUUGGACUGUUGGCUGGAGUUACAACGGUGGAUUUGAUAACCGUGUAUUACAUCUCGAUGUAUUUAGUCGUUUAGUUCCUCGAUCUGCAGUUCAAAUGGUUCAAGCGGAGGAAUUAAAAUUCAAAACAAACACAACUUAUAGACCACAAAACUGUUUUGCGCCUGCUUGUGAUACUAUUUUCAAAGGAAAUUGUACCGAUGGGUGUAUCUCCAACAGACAAUGGAUUAAUAUAAAUAAGUUGCUGCCUUCGAUUGUUGAUUUGGGAACUGCUUUUGUACCACUAACAGAGGUAAAGAUAGCAAGUGGUGUUCAAUUGGUAUUCACUGCACUGGGUGUCGGAUUUGCCAUCGCCUGUGGAGUGCUGAUCAUUGCCGUUAUUGUUUUAAGAAAUGAAAGACCGAUUCGAUCUGCAAGUCCAUUGUUUUGUGUAAUUAUAUUGGUUGGAGGUAUCUUGGUGUUUGUUGGUUGUGUUAUUUGGGUGUCUUAUCCCACGACGAUCGUUUGUCAUCUACGGUACUGGAUUCCGAGCAUUGGUUACGGUCUAAUCGUUGGAAAUCUAGUGGUAAAGAACUUCCGUAUCUAUAUCCUGUUCAAAGCAAUGAAGAAUCCUCGUAUCACCAACCUAAAACUACUUCCCUUCUCCAUCGGUAUCACAUCUGUUCAUGUUCUGUUGCUUAUUAUUUGGUCGACCGUUGGCAAUACCAAAUCAAUCAUGGAUACGAACGACGACAACAUUGGUAAAUACGAGUUUGUUAGAAAGUGUCAUCUUACUACUGCCGGUGAUAUCAUUUUCUAUGCGAUCCUUGUUAUACACGGUCUGAUUCUGUUGGUCGGUUGUUUUGUAUCGUUUCAAAUCAGAGCGGUCGACAUUGAAGAGUUUAAUGAAUCAAAGUCGAUCGCUGCAUUCUUGUACGCAGUGAUGUUUGCCCUAUUCAUUAUCAUACCACUGUUUGUAUCUAGUACAAGUACAUUCAACCAUAUCAUUAUUCUAUGCGUAGCUUUCCUCUUUACAGCCGGGUCUGGUCUGGCGAUCAUAUUCAUUCCUAAAUUCCUGAUGAUAAAGCGACUCCACAAAGACACUAAGCUCGGAAUCAUCAGACGAGACAACAUUUCCAACUUUGACUCGACAGAGUCAUCUUCGUCAAUCAACAGAGACAUCUUCUCAUCAUCGACAUCAUCAAUCAACAGAGACAUCUUCUCAUCAUCAUCAUCAUCAGGUUCUGAUCCAUUCAAAUCAGAUCCCGAUUUCAUGCAUCUUCCCCCAUCAACAACAAACACGACAACUCCAAAUGUAUAA
Messenger RNA from Heterostelium album PN500, 2223 nucleotides. RefSeq names its product class C G-protein coupled receptor (gene grlF). Gene Ontology annotation, molecular function: G protein-coupled receptor activity. The coding region runs from base 1 to 2223 and encodes 740 amino acids. Gene Ontology annotation, biological process: G protein-coupled receptor signaling pathway. NCBI's taxonomy places the organism in Eukaryota, Evosea, Eumycetozoa, Acytosteliales, Acytosteliaceae. Gene Ontology annotation, cellular component: plasma membrane. The transcript has 2 exons. The record is from RefSeq and is a predicted model, not a curated record.